UCGGCGGGCGCGGGGCGCUCCGGGCGCUGCGGGGCCGGGCCGGGCCGUGCGGGGCUGCGGCCGCCCCCGCCAUGUCGGUGAACAUGGAGGAGCUGCGGCACCAGGUGAUGAUCAACCAGUUCGUGCUGGCGGCCGGCUGCGCCGCCGACCAGGCCAAGCAGCUGCUGCAGGCGGCGCACUGGCAGUUCGAGACAGCCCUGAGCGCCUUCUUCCAGGAGACCAACAUUCCCAGCAGCCACCACCACACCCACCUUUCUCCUGUCCCCCCGCAGAUGUGCACCCCCAGCAACACGCCGGCCACGCCGCCCAACUUCCCGGACGCGCUGGCCAUGUUCUCCAAGCUGCGCACCUCGGAGAGCCUGCAGAGCAGCAACAGCCCCAUCACCUCCAUGGCCUGCUCCCCCCCGGGCAGCUUCAGCCCCUUCUGGGCCUCCUCGCCCCCCAGCCACCAGCCCGCCUGGCUGCCCCCGUCCUCGCCCACCACCCACGGCCUCCAUCACCACCUGCACCACCCGCAGCCCUCCUGGCCCCCCGCGCCCCCGCCCGCAGCCCCCCCACAGAAAGCCGUGGCCACCAUGGACGGCCAGAGAUAAGACUGGGGUUGGAGGAGGGUUGGGGGGUGGGUUCAGGGAAGGGAAGGGGUGGGGGGAUCUUGGCCGGGGCGUUGGGAGCGGGGGCUCCCCAAGAAACGCACUGGAAUAAUUUUCUAGGUUUUAUUAUUAUUUUUAAGGGGGAGGGGAGAUGGAUGGAUGGAUGGAGCACGUGCUGCCGGGGAGGGCACCAGCCCCUGAGUGCCUCUGCAAGAGUCGCUGGCUGGUCUUUUCUCCUCCCCUCGCCCCCCCUGCUUUUUUUUAAAUAUAUAACUAUAAUAUAUAAAUAUAUCUAAUGUAUAUAAAUCCAGAGAGAAGGAGCAGCAGCGUGGAGGCAGCUGCUGGGUGUCUGGGGGGUGGUUUCCCUAUGGCUCUACCCCCACCCAGCAUCCCUACAUCAGGGCAGGAGAGGGAAGUGGGGGGGUGGACAGGAAUAACAAAAAUGAAUGGAUGGAGGUGGCUGUCAGCACCCCAGAUCAUGGCCAUGGGGGCACAGAACCACUGGACACCCCUCUCCCCCCAGCUCUGGAUUUCCUGGACGCUUGACACAGUGCCCAGAGCAAACCAACCUCUCCUCUGGCUUCUGAAAUUCAGCCCAGCUUCUUGCACAGACCCCCCUCGAUUUCCCCCCAACCCCGUCCUCCCUUCCCUCCCUCAGCAUCCCCAGGGCCUGGGGGAUUAUCAAGGUGAUGCCCCCUCCAUCCCUGCAACUGCCAUACAUGGCCCUUCCCCAGGGAGAGUUGGGGGGUUGGGGGGGGUUUUUUAGUUUUCAAAUCAAUCUUGCUUAAAAAAAAAAAAAAAGAAAAGAAAAAAAAAAGGAAAAAAAAAAAACCAGCAAAAAACAGGUUGAAGGUUUUUUAUUAAUUUAAAAAUAAUAAAAAAAAAACAAACAAAAAAACCCAAAAACAAAAUCACUUUUUUAACACUAACUGUCCCUGCCUUUUCUCUCUCCUGGGAGGAUGUCCCUGGCUGGGCACUGAGAAUGGGGGUGACCCCUCACACGCUCCAGUGUCACCAGUGGGGACUGGCCCUCCCCAGGAGCUGCCACAAGUCCCACGCUCUGCUUCCCCAAACCACUGCUACCAUCCCCAAAGAGGGGGGCAGAGAGGAGACCCCCAGCACCCCCAAAACCAUGGAGCGAGGACCCCCCUGUGCCAGGGAGUGCAGCCCAAACCCCAUCUUGUCCCCUCACAAAACCCCACAGCUUGCAAACCACCCCAUCCCCACUGACACGAUGAGCCCCCCAGGCCUCAGCACUGCUGGGACACUCAGGGGCUGCCAGGCUUUUGGGGAAACCCUGUGCUGGGGGUGAUGCCCUCUGAGUGUCCCCCACUGCAGAAGGGCCACCAGCCCAAGGCCACCGUGCUGCUGCAACAAGUUCCUGGGGUAAAAACCCCCAGAAUGGGAACACAGCAGAUCUGGUGAUGCCAGGAAAGGCUGGGUGGCUCAAAGCACAGUGGCAAAGCAUCCCCCAGGGAUGGAGAGACCCCCAGCAUGGCACAACCUCCAAGGAGAAAAGGCAGAAAUCCCCCAUCUGGGGCUACUCACCUGCAGCAGAGAGCAUCCAGGGAGGGAUGUGAGGCUGCUGUGUGUUUAGGGGGGUACAGGGGGUGUUAACAGGGUGCAGCUGAGUCCCAGGGGCUGCAAGUGGGGCAGGGUGUGGGAGACGUGCUGAGCCGGAGGGAUUAUGAGUAUCAAAGGGGUCACCCCAGCUAGGCCAUAUCCUACAAAUGCAAUUAGUUCCCGGGGUGUUUUUCAGCCCCUCCGCCCCACCCAGGGGUGCAGGAUGGUUCUUUGACUGUCUCUGCUCUGGUGCCUGGUGGUUUGCUCAGAGUGCUCCCAGUUAACCUACUGGAGGUGGCACUGGGGGGGACCUCAGAUCCUGCUGUAUCCACCUGAACACCCCCAAAGCAGGUUUUGAGCACCCAUUUUUUUCCCCUGAAAAAGCAAACCCACCAAGGAAAACAUUUGGGGGGGGUUUCCUAUGGACUAAGGUGCCUGUGGAGCACAGUAGGGUGGACAGGGAUGGAGUCUGUCCCUGUGGUGGAAGGUUUGUGCUUUCCCCCGCAGUUUGGGGAAGAAUAUUCGCCAGGAGAGCAAGGUUGCCAUGGGGCAGCCCCCGGGGACACCCCGCGGGGGUUGAGGGGAUGUUCCCCACGAGCUCUGGGGUUCCCCUCCGUGUUUCUCACCCUCCCACUCAUCCGAGAGGUGCCGCGGGCUUUGUGUCCCCCCCCACACACACGUGUGCAUUGGGGACAACCCCGGCCACGUGUCCCCAGCCGUGACACCCCCCGGGUCCCCCCCGCGCUGCUCCCAGUGGGGGUUCCCUGCCCGGUACCUGCCCAAGUGACACGACUUGUGUCGGGUCUCAGCACACAACACCCAUCCACCGGUGAGGGGACGGGUGGCACGGGAGGGGCUGGGGAAAGCAGCGCCAAUCCCUGGGGGUGGCAUAAGGGAAAGGAGGGGCGUGUCCCCUCCCUAUGGGGGCAGGGACAGGUCACGGUGCUCCGGUCUGGAGGUGGGAAGCAGCGGGGCUCGUGCCUUCCUCUUUCCAUUGAUGGCAGUGCUGGAGAGGGACAAGAGGGUUCCCUUGCUUGGAGAUUAAGCAGCCCGGUGAUGCUCAUCCCAUGGGAUAACCGAUAGCAAACCAGCGGGCUUGGGGUGGGAUUUGCUUUUGGCAUUAACCCAUGUCCUGCUGCUGCUGUUCCCACUGAGGCCCCCCUAUCCACUGCCUCCCUGGAGGCAAAGGAACAUCUUCCUUCUGCUGCACCUCCCGGCCCCCCAGACCUCCUUUGGGGCCAAAGGCUCCCCUGGCAGGGGCCAGGGGCUGCUAGGGGGAGCACGGGGCUGACACAGACUCUGGAAGGUGCUGUUUUCAGCUCCUCCUUGUUCAAGAAGGAAAAGAUUCUGAUCCAAAGCCACUCCACUCAGGAAGCACAGGUGCUUGGCUGCUCGUAGCCCUUUACUGCAGGUUGGAAUAGCUUGCUCCUUCCAUCCAGGACCCCAUAGGAGGCCUGCACUGCCGGCCCCGGUAGACGAUUCCAUCCCUGCCCACCAGGUCAAACACGCCGGGCUGGGAAGGAGAGAGGGGGAUGGCUGGAACUCGGGGCUGCAUUCAGCAUCCCUAAGCCAGCCUCCCUAUCCAGCUCUUCCGGGGGAAACCGAGGCACGGAUUCCCCCCGGGGAUGCUCAGCAUCACCCUCCCAGCCUCGUCUGCCCUAGCCUGUAUCCCCACCUUCAUCAUCCCUACCUUGCUGGGGUCCGGGAGGAGGGGCUCCAUGGGCUGCACUGGGCAGAUGCUGGUGUGCCGGCCCCCACAGUACAUGGGGGAUCUGCGGGAAUAUCCCUCUACCUGCUCCCUGUGGGACGGGGCACAGGGAUGCUCAGUGCUCAGCACAGGGCACCCCAUGUUUCACCCCGCUGUGCCAGGCUGGGGGGCAGGGGUGCUCCCUGGGGGGCUCCCCUCCAGCUGCUGCAGGACACCAGAGCCCGUCCUGCCCUGCAGGGAUCUGCCCUUUCCCCACAGCCCCGGGGCCCACGUCCCUACCUCUGGCCGUGCUCCUGGUAGGGUUUGACGAUGGGGGGCAGGCGCCCCGUGAGGCCGGGGGACGGCGGCGGAGUGAAGGAGGUGAUAUCGGAGCGCCUGGAGCGGGCGGGAGAGCCGGGCGGAGAGAGCACAGGGAGGGCAGGAGACCCGGGUGGAGAGGGCCUGCGGAGGGCAGGAGACACGGGUGGGUGACAGGGCCAAACGAGCCAGCCCCGCCACAGCAGGGCACUGCCAGCACCCGCCUGCCCCUGUCCCACCCAGGCACCCCCCGAGGCACCGGUGCCGCUGCUACUCACGGGCCAGGAAACGGCAUGGUGAAGGGCUGGUCUCUGGGCAAGUACUCGGGAGAGGACACCUUUAGGAUCUUCCUAAAAUGGGGGGGAAAGGGCUAGGUGAGCUCCUGAGGGGAUGCAGACCUGCCUGUGCAGGCAGCAGCAGGUGCCAGGCACGCAGCUGCAGGGAGUUAUGGUGUUUGCAGGGGGGAUCGUGGGGUGCUGAGCACGGUUUCUCCCCAGCCCAACCCACGGGCUGGUUACAAAAUAAAAGGGGUGCAAGAGGGGAGAUGGGUUAUUUUCCUGGGGAAAAGCUCCAGCUCAUACCAGGCAACAGUGAAUCUGCAGAGGGAAGUGCCCAAAAGCCUCAGGCCAGGCAGGGAGGUGAGGUGGCACCACACCUGCCAUCCCAACCAGCCCUCACACCCCUGUCCUCGCUUGGUCAGUGCCAGGAGAGCAGGUCACGCCUGGCUCUGGCACUGUCACAGCCCUGCCUGGGGGGAUGAGCUGCCAUCCCCUACACUUGUCAGGAAAGCUUUGUACUCACAUCCCGGGUUCGAUCUGGGAGGGCUCCAUCCUGAAGCUGCCCCUUCCUUGUGCCUCCUUGGCUGUCCGGGUCCUGCUGCCACUGGGGGGACACAGCACAGCUCCAUCACCAGCACCCCCACGGGGCGAUCAGCAGAUAAAUGGGUCCAGUGCCAGGGCCCCACAUGGGCCCUGUGGAGGAAACAGGGCCAGUGCUGUCCCCAAAGCCACUGCUGUCCCUGUGGCACUCACCUGUCAGUCCCAGCCACACUCUCAGCUGGGAUCCAGAGGGUCUGUGAUGGUCGGUGGCCUCGUACUGACUUCAUGGGCUGGAUGGGGGUGUGGAUGCCAGGGGAUCCUGGAUGCACUCUCAGGGCAGUGACAUCACCAUCCAAACUCUUUGUCUGAACGUGGGGAGGAGCCUGAGCAAGCAGAGCAGUGUUUCAGCCCCAGCUCUUGCCCCCAAAACUCCAUCCCCUUCCCUCAGAGAAGCUCCCCGUGCCUCUGUGAGCUUGAGUUUGAACCAGACUUUGGUCUAAGGGCAGCACAACGGUGGUGCAGAGCCCAGGCGAGGGGGCACCCAAGAGGGAGCACCCGGGGAUGGGAAGAGCCUACCUUAGAGAAGCUCAUCUCCAUCUCUUCGUCCUUGAUCUGCUCCAUGUCAGUCAUCUCAGGGGGAGUACCCAAGGGGCUGGGAAGAGACUCUGCCUUGGAGAUUCUCAUCUUGAUCUCUUCGUGUUUGAUCUGUUCCAUGUCGUUCAUCCCACGGGGAGCAUCCAGGAGGCUGGGAAGGGCCUCUGCCUUUGAGAUGCUUGUCUUGAUCUCUUCAUCAUCCCCGCUCUGUUCCACGUCACUCAAUCCCACGUCACUUUCCACAAAGGACACUCGGGGGCUGCUCACAGCCCCACGUGGCAACUUCUUCCCUCUGCUCCAUGCCUUUGGGCUGGGAAGAGCUGCUCCCUUGGAGAUGCCCAUCUUGAUCUCCUCAUCCGGGAUCUGUCCCAUGUCGUUCCAUCCCAUGUCGCUUUCCAUGAAGGAGACUCGGGGGCUGCUCACAGCCCCCUGCGGCAACUUCUUCCCUCUGCUCCAUGCCUUUGGGCUGGGAAGAGCCGCUCCCUUGGAGAUGCCCAUCUGCAUCUCUUCGUCCUUGAUCGGUCCCAUGCUGUUCCGUCCCAUGUUGUUCCAUCCCAUGUCGCUUUCCAUGAAGGACACUCGGGGACUGCUCGUGCCCCCAGGUGGCAAGUCCUUCCCUCUGCUCUGUGCCCCGGCCCUGGACUUUGAGGGCAUGGGGCUGGGGGCCCGGGUAUCCCGCUGCCUUGGUGAGGAUGCCGCGAACCUGUCCGCGAGGGUGACUGGGAGAAGAGAGCAGGGGGAGCUCUCUGGGAUUGGGGGAGCCCUGGGGAACACAGCUGGGGGAAAACCCAGCAGUCCACAGGCCCCCUGCCUGCCCCGCUGUGCCCCUCACACCCGCUGGAUCCCCUCCCCAGGCCUGCCCAGACGUACUUUCAUUGCCGAUGACAAUCAGCCCGUGGUCCUCCCAAGGGUUUGAGCGCAUGCCAGGGCCCUGUGGCCAGUCCAGGGGGGCCUGUCCAUCCUGGCCCAUCACGUCCUUCACAGAAGACUGGGAAGCAGAGAGUGGGAUGGCUGCAACGUGGGGCUGCGUUCAGCAUCCCCAAGCCAGCCUCCCCACUCAGCUUUUCCUGGGGAAACUGAGGUACAGAUGCCCCUCAGAUGUUCAGCACCACCCUCCCAGCCUUGGCUCCCUCUCAGCCUUCUCAAGGCUGAACAGGCCCAGCUCCCUCAGCCUUUUCUCAAUCCCCAAAUCAUCUUGGUCGCUCUCCACAGGACCCAGAGGAGCACUGACUCCCCCCCAGCAUUGCUGCCCAUGCCCUGAUGUGGGGGGACAGGGCGCACUGGGGGGUCCCCUGGGAAUGCAGGCACAUCCUGUCCCAGAGCAGGGCCCGGGUGUGCUCAGGGAUGUACCAUGACACUGUCCACCAACUGGUCACGGAGGUUCUCCAGGAUAUCCUCGAAGUUCACCUGGAGUGGGGCGAGGAGAGGGAACAGCAGUCAGAACACAGGAGCAGGAUUUAAAAGGAACAUCUGCAAAUUAUCGCAGGCACAAGGCAGAGGGACUCUGGGCAGGGCUGUGCCCAGGGGCUGUGGCUGUAUUGCACGGGUGGAUCUUUAUCUGCCAUCCUUCCCAGCACGUUACUUUUCUGGUGGCUGUUGAGUUCACAAGUGCCUCAGCAUCCCUGGGGCAGUGCUCUGGGGAGGAGAGGGGCUCUGGUGGGUUGGGCUGAGCUCCCACGUUCCUCUCCAGGAACACCCUUCCCACUCUUCUCUUCUGGUGCCCUUCACACUGGGAGCCAGCAAGGGCUGUAGAGCAGGGGCAGCAGGGCAACACAGUAAGGGGCAUCUCCCAGGGGUUCUGUUGGUAGCUCACCGUGUCCAGAGUCUCCUGCAUCUUCUGCAUGUUCUCUGCCAUUUGGGACUGCUGCUCCUUCAUCUCGUUGAUCUCCACACGGAGCCCCUCGCAAAGAGCCCUGACCUAGGAGAGGGGGAUGGCAGGGUGAGCCCCAGGGCAGGGUCGCUGGGGAGCAGAUCCUUCCCCACACUGUGGUCUGCACAGGGCACAGGACAGGCUGGCAUGGGACACUGCUGGGCCUCCAUCACAUCUUCAGCAGCUGCCCAGCAGCACAGCAGUGGUGCAGACCCCAGAGGAGGGGGCUGGGAAGAGCCUCUACCUCAGCGAUUUCUCUUUCAUUGGCUUCCGUUCUCUGCUUUAACUCCUCAAUGUCAGCAGCCACAGAGGAAGGUGGGGGGAUUUUCGGGGCCCCCUCCAGGGGUUCCCCGCUGUCCUGGAUGGGCAGAUCCUGCAGGCCCAGGUUCACAAGCAUCCCCUUCAGCAGGUUGCGCAGCUUCUCAAAGUUGAUGGGCUCAGUCUUGGGCGUCCCGAUGGCCGAAUCCAGCAUCUGGCCCAGGGUGAGCUCUGCCAUGGCUGCUGACCUGAAAACACAGACCUGCUGUGAGCAAGGGCCUUCUGUGCUACUGCUCCAGACAGGAGCAGUGGGAUGGCAGGUGGCAGGAGGUGUGGCAGGGAGCAGAGCAAAGGUACACAGCUGACAGGCUCCUUCCUCUUGGGUUUCCUCCUCGUUCCUUGCUGCAUGUGGCUCUGUUUAUGGUGUCCCCCGUUUCAAGGCGAUGGCCCACCCUGGCACGGGUCACCCAUUGUUACACAGCGGCAGCCCAGCCCUCUGUGGAACCUCCCCAUUGUCCCUCACUGCUGGCAUAUCCAGGUUCUGGCAGCCAGUGGAAUCCAUGUGCUGAGGCACCUCCAGCCUUACCAUUUUCAGCCCCAAAAUGACCACGGGGAUGGCCCAGGUGCCCCUUGCAGGGAGAGCUGUGCCCUGUGGAGAGAGGUGAUCCAUGUGCUCACACACGCUGGGUGGUUCUGGAAUACUGGUGCAAGGGGGGAAAUGGGUUACUUGUGGGUUCCCACCUGGGAAAAAGCUGCAGCUCAUAUAAGACAACAGUGAAUCCACAGAGGGAAGUGCCCCAAACCCACCACCGUGGGAAUUCCUCCCAGGGGCACCCACAGCAGCCCAGUCCCAUAGGAACUGGGGCAGGUGGCAAGGCCAACAGGCUGGGUGUUGUGGCUGCAGGAGCUGGGGGUCUCUGUGGGGUGGGCAGCCUUUGCCUUUGGCCUCUCAGGGGGUACUCGAGUUUGGCUCCAUGAGCUCAGGGGCUGGGGACAGGGACGGGCUGAGGGGGUCUGGGUCUGCCCUUGGUGCUGACCAAGCGAGGACACAGGUGUGAGGGCAGGUUAGGAUGGCAGGUGAGGGUGUCUGUGUCCUUUACCUCACAUCCCUGCCUGCCCUGGGCAGCCACUGAGUUUCAGAGGGGCUCCAUCCCAAAGCUGCCCCCUGCUCCUCGUGCCUCCUUGAGUGUCAGGAACCUGCUAGGAGGAGAUGGGACAGCUACACGAGCGUUCCCAGGGACUGUUUGCUGGCUAACUGGGUCUGGUGCCAGGGCACCACACAGGCCCUGGCUAGGACAGACAGAGGGAAUGGGCCCAGUGCUGUCCCCAUGGCACUCACCUGUCAGCCCCAGCCACACUGCUGCCCAGAGGGUCCGUGCUGCUGGGGGACCUCGUGCUGGCUGCACCCUCGGGAUGGAGGUGUGGGUGCUGGGGGAUCCUGGAUGCAGGACCCAGCACUUGCCUUUGUUGGAUUUCAAAAGGUUCCUCCCCAGUCCAAAGGGUUUCGGGUGCCACAUGUCCCACAGAGGGGCUGCGGUGGGACGUCAAUCCAGGCUGGCCCUCAAGGGGCUCCCAGCUCCUGCUGUUUUUCCCACCACCCUGAACAUGGCCCUUUUCCGAGCAGAGAGCACACACUGGACCAGCUGAGGAGCUGCCCUGGCUCUGCCCAAGCCUGGUCCUGCUUCCCCCUGGGAUGUGCAGGGCAGAGCUGAGCAACCCUGGCAGAGGCCCUGGGGUGUGCAGUGGCUGUAGGUGCUGGGGGCUGCCAACAACUUUGUUGAGCUUUCACUUCUAUAUUAAACCUGCUUUUGCUGGUGAUUCUGUAAGUGACCCAAAACAUCCAUUCGCCACAGUGACCCCAGGGACAGCAGCACACCCCUCUGCCCACUGGUGCCCUGGUUCCACCGUUUCUACGCAAAUACAGAAAGAGCAAUACCUCUCACAUUUUUAACACUGCCUUUCAGGAUGGAGAUCAUGGUCUGGCACUGGCUUGGAACAAGGGGGCACACAGACACCUACAAGGACUUCACACGCUUCAGUUGAUCCUUUCAGUACUUGCAGCACAGCAGUGUUACCCACCAGGCUGAGGAGCCACACUGUGGCCACAGAGUACAGCUGGGAUUUGUUUGUGGUAUCUUGAAAAUGCAGGAAACCCAUCAACAGCUUUGAGACCUCAUGCAGCCCUGCACAUCCCUCGUGGGAUGUGGCUUGGAGGUUUAAUCCAUGCUGGUCCAACCACUCUGUGCUGAGGUAGCUUUGUCUGCCUGGUGUUCAAGGCUUGUCCUGCUCAGUCACUGCCAGCCCCUGGCCCCAUACAUAUUUUAGAUGCUGGAGUAGGAGAGAAAGGUGUAGAAUAAGGAUAAGCAAAACUAAACAGUUCUUAGGCUGUUGAAGCAACUGCUUUCAGCAGCUUUUAUUUGUUCCUCACAUCAGCAGGCUAGAAAGCGGUGUAGGUUUUACUGGAGUGUGUUUGUCUCAUCAAGGGGGAAGAUCACAGUUUGGGAAUUCAUCCUUAUAUCAUCCUGGAGACAAGGCCCUCCACAUGCACCUUGUGCUGCUUCCUCAAGUGUCCCCUCCACCCCAAAAUUAGUAUCACUCAAGACAGGAAUGAUCAGGAAGUCCUACCUCUCUGUGGCAGAGGGCUGCAAGCUGCCAAGUGAGCCUGGUUACAGCAACAGCCCCACUGAACACACCCAGCAGCUGCUCAGAGGGUACAGCAUUCACAGGAAGCACCGGCAUUGAAAAAUCUUACGCUUUUUAUUGCAGGUUCAGUGUUAGUGUUUUGGAGAGCACAGCUGCAGUAGAAGCAGACAUUGUUCCAUCUUCCCUUCCCCACGAGACUCUGCCACAAACUCACCAGCCCCAGGCAACUCCAAAAAUUGUGCCUGGCUUUGCAGUGCAGACAAGUGUUCAAGUGAGGACCAAGACCCUCAUGUGACUUGUCACCGAAGAACAAUAAUGAUCCGAAAGCUGGCGAAAUGAAAAGGCCAACACAUUAACUGGCGUUCCCUGCUCCGCUGGGAGACACGUGAGCUUGUUCCCAGCUCCCUGACACAAGGAUGGGAGCGGCCCUGCGAGCGGGUUGCCCUAAGCUGUCCUUUUGGGAUGUUCUGCUAACUUAGCUCUGAUGAAAGUCCUUGCUCUGCUGUGCAGGAGAUGAGAGGCCACUCACUUGGCAAGGAGCUGCUGUGCUGCUCAGCUCUGCCAGCAGAACGUUCCCUUCUGUGCUCUUGGGUGAGCCACAGGCAGAAACAACCCCAAAGGCUGCUCCUGCUUGCCCACACAGCAAUGAACAGUCCCUAUUCCCUUCUCAUAAGCUGACAGCUACUUCUGUUUAGCUUUUCUUUCCACCCCUACAGGGCAAGAGAUAUAACACACUAAAAAAAAAAAAUCAUUAAAGGAACUUAAAAAUUCAACACCACCUUCUUUUAAUUAAGGUGUAACCCUCCCCACUGCCAGUGGCCUCUUCUAUUCAACUGUAAAGUGCUGGUCAGGUUGACUUUUUUUUUUCUAUUAGAUCUCAUGGCUCAAAGACCCUGAAAACCCUCACGCUCCUACAAAAAUAAACAGUUGUGUUAUGCCUAUA
Messenger RNA from Myiozetetes cayanensis, 11284 nucleotides. RefSeq names its product UBA like domain containing 2 (gene UBALD2). Lineage: Eukaryota; Metazoa; Chordata; Aves; Passeriformes; Tyrannidae. The transcript is spliced from 3 exons. Bases 72 to 593 code for a protein of 173 amino acids. Gene Ontology annotation, molecular function: protein binding. The record is from RefSeq and is a predicted model, not a curated record.